AUGUCGGCGCCCAACGCAGAUGCGGCGGCGCAGCGGAUUUAUCUGCCAAAUAUCAAGCACAAUAGUGCUUUGUUGACCGUCAAGUUCCUUUCGGCCUGCCUUGCUGGUGCGACUGCCGGAAUACUGGGCCUACAGAACUGGCUCGGCUUCGCGCUGUUCAUCGCGUCCACUCUGGUGACCUCUGCGUGCAUAUAUGUCAUUAAUUGCAAGGGACGACCAGCGAAAUAUGUCCCUGGAGGUCUUUGGGAGCUCGUGAACCCAGGCCAGGACAACAUCUUCUCUUUCAUAUUGACGUGGACACUAUUUUUUGGUAUCGUACAUGUGUACGACUAAUCCGCGGGGCGUGCGAGAGAGAGACAGUUCUCCACUCCAUGUCCCGUUCUAUUUGACCUCGAUUCUUGUCAUCAUUCAAGGGCCAACGUGACAACUGCGGUCGAGGGUCGCGAAUAAGAAAUGCGUAUAUUUGCAUUAGGUGGGGCGCCCUGAGUGCCCAGGUACCUUGCCUGGUAAAGCAACCGUCGAGUAUUCAUGACGCUGCCUUGUAAGUCAGAGUAACACUUGACAUAGAUCGUUCGGAUCCGUAAUCUCUACCAAUCGAUCGUUCAUG
This is a messenger RNA of Gloeophyllum trabeum ATCC 11539, 607 nucleotides long. RefSeq lists its product as uncharacterized. NCBI's taxonomy places the organism in Eukaryota, Fungi, Basidiomycota, Agaricomycetes, Gloeophyllales, Gloeophyllaceae. The coding region runs from base 1 to 333 and encodes 110 amino acids. Gene Ontology annotation, cellular component: membrane; EMC complex; endoplasmic reticulum. The record is from RefSeq and is a predicted model, not a curated record. The transcript has 4 exons. Gene Ontology annotation, biological process: protein folding in endoplasmic reticulum; autophagosome assembly.